This is a messenger RNA of Anoplophora glabripennis (Asian longhorned beetle), 2363 nucleotides long. It is a transcript of the gene Rnmt, whose product is annotated as mRNA cap guanine-N7 methyltransferase. Gene Ontology annotation, biological process: 7-methylguanosine mRNA capping. Gene Ontology annotation, molecular function: mRNA 5'-cap (guanine-N7-)-methyltransferase activity. NCBI's taxonomy places the organism in Eukaryota, Metazoa, Arthropoda, Insecta, Coleoptera, Cerambycidae. The record is from RefSeq and is a predicted model, not a curated record. Bases 107 to 1354 code for a protein of 415 amino acids. Gene Ontology annotation, cellular component: nucleus. The transcript is spliced from 2 exons.
UCCCCAUCUCUUUUUUUAGUAACCUCAAUCUUCGUUUUUGUGUUCAUUCGUUCGUUGAUACAUUAUGAAUUUAAUAUGAUUAUGCAUUCUUUUUCAAUAAUUAAUAAUGGAUGAGAUUACUGAAAACGGUGAAGUAGAAACUUUAAUUUUAGCUGCUGCUAAUGCUGACUCUGGUCAAUAUAAUAGUGAAACCGAGGAAGUAGAAGAUAGGGAUGAAUUAGAAACUUCUAAGUGUAGUAUAAAUAUUGACGAAGACAUAAAUAAAACUAUUAAUUAUAGAAAAAGAAAAUAUGAUGAUGAGGCUGAAACACCGAAAAAACUUAAAACAGCUGACGGUUACGCAGAGGUGGUUGCUACACAUUAUAAUCUUUUAGAGGAAAAAGGCCUAGAUGAACGAUCAAAGUCACGUAUUGUGUACUUAAGGAAUUUUCAUAAUUGGAUUAAGAGCAUGCUUAUAAAUGAAUAUCUUACGAAGAUUAAAGAUAAGAAGAAACACAAUGCUCCAAUUAGAAUUCACGAUAUGUGUUGCGGUAAAGGCGGUGAUCUCUUGAAAUGGAGGAAAGGUGGUAUAACCCAUUUAAUAUGCAGUGAUAUAGCUUCAGUUUCAUUAGAACAAUGCAAGGCCAGAUAUAAUGAUAUGAAAAAUAGAGGAAAUAGAGAUAGGGGUUCAGGUAAUAUUUAUUCCAUUGAAUAUAUAUUAGGUGAUUGUACUAAAAUGCGGCUGCGAGAAAAAUUUUCUGAUCCUUCUAUGAAAUUAGAUCUGGUUAGUUGUCAAUUUGCAUUUCAUUAUAGUUUUGAGAGUUUACCACAAGCAGAAUGUAUGUUGCGAAAUGCUUCGGAAUGUCUUCAACCAGGUGGAUAUUUUAUCGGUACAAUACCCGAUGCAUAUGAUCUCAUAGCUAGAGCCAAAAGAUAUGAAACUAACACAUAUGGAAAUAACGUUUAUCAAGUGGCACUUGAUUUUGAUUUGAAUAAACCAGAAUUAUUUGGGGCAAAAUGUGACUUUCAUCUAGAUGGUGUUGUAGAUUGUCCCGAAUUUUUAGUACAUUUUCCCACAUUUAUUAAAUUAGCUAAAAAAUAUGGUCUUAAAUUGAUAAAUAAGGAGAAAUUUUAUGAAUUCUUUGAAAGAAUGAAACUUGAGGGUAGACAGUUACUGAAUAAUAUGGCAGGAUUGGAAACAUAUCCACCAAAUGCCACUUCAUCGUUGGUAGGAACAGAUUCAAAUGAUUAUACACAUGCAAGUGAAUUUAUUAAAAAAGAAGGGAAGGAUAAUCUUCAAGUGGGAACGUUAUCCAAAUCAGAAUGGGAGGCAUCAUGUAAGUUAACUAGCUAUGUAUACAACUUUUGUGUUUGAAAAAGUAAAAAAUACGUGGAACACCGACGGAACACCAAUUUAUGAUAUAUAACAUUAAGUGUACUAGAUAAAAUCUAUAUAAUUAUAUUUUGUUAUGUACUAUUUCAAUUUCUUGUUAAUCAUGUGCCUAGUUAUGAAAUUAGUGGAGUUCGGAUAUAAUGACAAGAGUGUGCCAUAAGUGUAAUGUAUUAGGCAAAGAAUCUCUUUCAUUGAGCUUAUGGCACACUCUUCUGGCCAUAUAUCUGUUACUAAAAAUAGACUUCUUUAACCUAUAUCACUGAAAUCGUGUUAAAUAAGACACUUUGGUUUGUAUCUCCGAAAAGUGACAUUCAAUUAUUUAUAUUUAUAGGCAGUUUUUAAAACCGGUAAAUGAUUUCUUAAAACUUUGAUCUAUACCAUUUUCUUAACUUUAAACGUUAACAGUUUUAUUGUUAUUCGUUCUGGAUAUAUAUAAUAUGAAUUUUUUUAAUAUAUGUAUUACCCAAGCAGGAGAUUGCUGCAGGUCUUAUAAAUGUACAAUAAAUAUGUGAUACGAAUCAUGGUAGACUGAGUUCUGAAGAUUGAUACUUUUGUUAACCAAUAAUAACCAAUAAACAAAAUGAUUCAGUUAUGUCAUAAGCAAUAGGUCUAAUAAGUAACUGAAUUCCAUAUAUUUUUUUAAGUGAAACCAAACUUAUGAGUGACACAUAAUGCGACAUUUAUGUGGCCGGUCUUUAGAAAUAGAGUCGUAAUAACCAAACUCCACUCUACUUUGUAAUUGUAUUCAGAAUGGGGUAUUUUCACUGUUUUGUUUGUAUAUAUUAGAUUUAUAAAUUAGAGACUCGUAUUUAUUCAAAUCACAAAUUAAAGGCUAUUAAUAACUUUAUUUAGAAUGUUUUCAAUAACAACCUAUGGAUUAAUUAAUCAAGUAAACCUUGCAAUAUAAGAAACAGUCAGAUUGUUUUUAAAAUAAUAUGUUUUUUCUGCAAUCGUUUUUAUAUUGUUAUGUAUAUACAGGGUGUUUCUUAAU